Molecule: messenger RNA, 743 nt
Organism: Priapulus caudatus
Lineage: Eukaryota; Metazoa; Priapulida; Priapulimorpha; Priapulimorphida; Priapulidae
Product: 60S ribosomal protein L15-like
Exons: 4
Coding region: 75-689 (204 amino acids)
Biological process (GO): cytoplasmic translation
Cellular component (GO): ribosome; cytosolic large ribosomal subunit
Molecular function (GO): RNA binding; structural constituent of ribosome
Source: RefSeq, a predicted model, not a curated record
UGUUUAUUAUUUAUGUAUGUUUAAAGCGGCCUUUUCGGUUAGAGGCGAGCAAGAAGAGUAAACCGUAUCUCAAGAUGGGGGCCUACAAGUACAUCCAAGAGAUGUACCGCAAGAAGCAGAGCGACGUCAUGCGCUUUCUGCUGAGAGUCCGGUGCUGGCAGUACAGACAGCUAAGCAACUUACACAGAGCCUCACGUCCUACGCGCCCAGACAAGGCGAGGCGCCUUGGAUACAAGGCCAAGCAGGGUUACGUUAUUUACCGUGUGCGAAUUCGCCGUGGUGGUCGAAAGAAGCCAGUGGCUAAGGGUGCGACAUAUGGCAAGCCCACCCAUCAAGGUGUCAACCAGAUGAAGCUUCAGCGUAGUUUGCAGAGCGUUGCCGAGGAGCGGGCAGGACGUAGAUGUGGUGCUCUGCGUGUCGUCAACUCUUACUGGAUCGGCCAGGAUUCGACAUACAAGAUCUUUGAGGUGAUCAUGGUCGAUCCGUUCAACAAGGUAAUCCGUCGAAACCCAGAAAUGCAGUGGAUCUGCACGCCCGUCAUGAAACACAGAGAGAUGCGUGGCCUCACGUCCGCUGGCAAGAAGUCGCGUGGUCUCGGCAAGGGGCACGGGUACCACUCCACGAUCGGUGGUUCACGUCGUGCAUGCUGGAAGAGACGCAACACCACACAGAUGCGCAGAUACCGUUAACUACAUUCUAUUGUUUUACCCUUGGCAAGAAUAAAUUGUGUCUCCCUACAUUGA